This is a messenger RNA of Cutaneotrichosporon cavernicola, 441 nucleotides long. RefSeq lists its product as uncharacterized. Gene Ontology annotation, cellular component: Golgi membrane. NCBI's taxonomy places the organism in Eukaryota, Fungi, Basidiomycota, Tremellomycetes, Trichosporonales, Trichosporonaceae. Gene Ontology annotation, biological process: vesicle-mediated transport. The record is from RefSeq and is a predicted model, not a curated record. The coding region runs from base 1 to 441 and encodes 146 amino acids. The transcript is spliced from 5 exons.
AUGGAACGCAUUCUGCAAAACCCAGAAGAGCUGGUCCGCCUUGCGAACAUCGCGGUCGGAGGCCUCAUGAUCGCAGGUGCCGUCGGGUGCUUUAUCAACUUGUCGUUCUCGUCCAUUAUCAUCGGGAUCUACGAGAUCCUUGCCGGCGUCGUCGUCCUGGGUAUGGAGGUGCGCCAGCCCUCGGAGCAGGGCAAGGCGCUCGUGUCUCACUAUGCGAGCUUUAUGCACAGCUUCAUCGGGCGGGGUGUUUUCUACAUCCUCAUGGGCGUGCUGCUGCUCAACCACUACACCCUCCUAUAUGUUUGCGGCUCGAUUGUCGCUUUUGUCGGGCUCGUGUUUGUCGCGCUUCACUUUGUCCCCGCUAUCGAUACGCCUAGCACAAUGCGCGCGCCGGACAAUGACCCCGAGGCGCAGCCUGUGUGGCAGGCGCCGACCGAGUAG